This is a messenger RNA of Cyphellophora attinorum, 2016 nucleotides long. RefSeq names its product Delta(24)-sterol. Gene Ontology annotation, cellular component: membrane; cytoplasm. The record is from RefSeq and is a predicted model, not a curated record. Lineage: Eukaryota; Fungi; Ascomycota; Eurotiomycetes; Chaetothyriales; Cyphellophoraceae. Bases 1 to 2016 code for a protein of 671 amino acids. The transcript has a single exon. Gene Ontology annotation, biological process: steroid metabolic process. Gene Ontology annotation, molecular function: FAD binding; Delta24(24-1) sterol reductase activity.
AUGUCAGACCUUCAGACUCGUCACGACAGAGACAUUGCUCUCAUCGCGGAGAAGGUCAAGGAGUUCUACAAGAACCAGAAGCCAUUCCGCAUUUACCAUGGCACAACCGGAUCGACCCGGCCCAUGGCCUUCAAGGCUGGGACAUUCAUCGACACCCAGAAGCUCAACCGGAUCUUUCCCGUCAACAAGGAGAAGAUGACUAUGAAGGUCGAGCCGAAGGUCGCGAUGGAUGAGCUUGUUGCUGCAGCUCAGAAGGAAGGCUUUCUCCCUCAAGUCGUUCCGGAACUGAUGGGAAUCACUGCUGGAGGUGCGUUCUCCGGCACUGCUGGGGAGAGCAGCUCUUACAUUCACGGCCUGUUCGAGGAGACUGUCGCCGAGAUUGAGAUAAUCGUGGGCGACGGCACGAUCCUGAAAGCUAGUGCCAAUGAGAACGCCGAACUGUGGGAGGGUGCCUGCAGCAGUAUGGGCACACUAGGAAUAAUCACUUUGCUUGAGGUGAAGCUGGUGCCCGCCAAGAAGUAUGUCCAACUCGAUCUACGCCGUGCUAACGGUAUUGUGGAUGCUAUGGCGAAGAUGGAGCUUGCGAUCAAGGACCCGCAGUACGAGUACGUUGAUGGCAUGCUCUUCGAAAAGGACUACGGUGUUGUGAUGUUCGGCAAGCUCACAGACAAACCUGACAAUGGAGCUGAAGUUCGCUCCUUCGUGAAGCGAAACGAGCCAUGGUUCUCGAACUACAUUGAAAAGGUUGGCGCAGACCGUACUAAAGAUCCCAAGCCGAUUGCACUGCCUGUGGACCAAUACUUCUUCCGCUACGACCGAGGUGUAUUCUGGGGAGGGAAGCUUGCUUUCGACUAUUUCCAUGUCCCCUUCAACCGCGUGACAAGGUGGAUGCUUGACCCUCUGAUGGGCUCGCGUGUCGCCUACCACGGCCUGCACGAGGGUGGUUUCGCCAACAAGUACAUUGUGCAAGAUUUCGACAUGCCAGAAUCCAAGGCAGGGCCUUUCGUCGAAUACAUCUCCACGAUUUUGCCCAACUACCAGUUCUGGUUAUGCCCCGCGAAGACAGGCAAUGACCUGAAGGUCAUGCACAAGCUCCUACCACCAGGCGGCGACCAGGAGAAGCACCGAAUAAUGCGAGAAGAGCGCAUCUACAACGUCGGUGUUUACGGCAAGGGCACCAAGGACCACGACAAGUUCGUCAAACUCAACCGCGAAAUCGAACACAAGCUCUGGCACGAUUUCUGUGGCGUCAAGAUCCUGUACGCGCACGCUUACUACACCGAAGAAGAAUUCUGGCAAAUCUACAACAAGGCAAUCUACGACGAGGUGCGCAAGAAGUACAACAGCGAGACUCUGCCUACGGUCUACGACAAAAUCAGCCAAGACAUGCAGAGUGGCAGAAGAGAGCCUAAGCACUUGGGUGGGACGAUAGGCGCGAUCAGGGCCUUCCUUGGCUUGCUGAGCCACAAGCGCCGCACCAACUACCUGCUAGACAAAAGAGGCGGAUCGGCCAGUGCGGCUGCGGCCAAGCAGUCCUCUGCGCCCACUGCGAAAUCCGUCGAUGAGAAGCCGGUCAACGGCGUCAACGGUGACCUGGAAAAGCAGGCGCAUGGUAGCUCAACGACCGAUGGCUUCGACGCAAGAGCCUUCGCAGCGCAACAUGUCACCAGUCCACACCUGAAGGCAAGCAUGGCAGCAUCGGCUCCCAAUGGAGCUGCCAAGGACGCUUCCUCAGACGUCGAAACCGCAGUCGACCAGACGCCGACACCUGAAAGCAAGGAUCAUGCUCCUGCUAUCUCGGCACCUACGCCAACGACUGAAGCAGCACGAAUUCCGCUUCCACACACAGUCACGGACGAGAAGCUUGAGUCUACCGCAUUGAGUGGGGCCAGCGCAAUUGAGAAGCCUGUUCAAGCCUCGUCCACAGCCAGCGAUCCGAUUGCGGCGGCUGACGACCUAUUCGAUCGCGCUGUCAGUGCCAAAGAGACCAGACCUAAUGGUAUUGUCAAGGCUUGA